Molecule: messenger RNA, 2755 nt
Organism: Sorghum bicolor (sorghum)
Lineage: Eukaryota; Viridiplantae; Streptophyta; Magnoliopsida; Poales; Poaceae
Product: SEC14 cytosolic factor
Exons: 10
Coding region: 1200-2291 (363 amino acids)
Source: RefSeq, a predicted model, not a curated record
ACCGUUUUGUGACUGAUUUGGUUCUGGUUGCUUUCUGAACGAAAACCCCUGCAGAUCUUGCGCGUGUUUCGAUCUCGAGUUUUGCUUUAAUUCUCGCAUUUUUGCGGAUUUAGGUGCUCCCAAGCGCUUCUACGUUAAAAGAAAAAAAAAUCUGAAUACCUGCGAGUUAGUCUGUUGUCCAGUUAACUGCGUAGGGCUUAGAUCUUUGAAUUUGAUUAUGUCCAGAGCUCAAUUUCGCCGACCUUUUACUGUCGAUCCUGUUGGAAUUUCCAUCAAAUUGAAAAUUUCGCGUGCUUUAAUUUCUCUUAUUUCCUGCUCCCGCUACUUCUUUCUGUUAUUUGGUCCGGCGUACAGCAAAUUUGGGUCUUCGACUCCUUAUUUUGAUUCUUUUCAAGAGAGAAGAGCUCAUUUUACGGCUUGAGCUCAAAAAUGCUUUUUUGUCGGUGCUCAUUAUUUCCAGUUUUCGGCAUAGAGAGAAUUUUGGUCUUUUCCCCACUCGUCUUUCUUGUGGAUUGAAGUGAUUUUGAGUUCUCAACAUGGUGCUUUACAGAGCAUCUUUUUGUUGCCGUAAAGCUUAAACUUGUUUUGUGUUAGAGUGUUUUUGCAACAAUCAAUUUGGUGCUUUCAGGAACACCUUUAUGAUUUCGAAAAUGAACUUUUCCUCUUGUUUGGGUUGCAUACGGAGAUAUUUGUUUCGAUAUGUCACGAGGUAUAUAAAUGAAAGUAGUACCUCUGGUUUGGGUCUUGUGGUGUCGGUGCCGUCUACUGUUCCCAGUUCGCAUUUGGAGCCUACUUUUCUUCUUGUUUGACUCGCAACUAAUUUCGGUCAUGACUGCCGGCUAGGAGGCCGUCUAGACUUCCUACUUUCUAAGCAUGUGUUAGCAUACUAGAAAUAUUUUAGGGUCAGGUACUCCCAAGAUUAUACAUGUAUUGAUUAGGUGUGUUGCAUGCUGAAUUAGUCUUUUAUCAUGGGAGGACUCUGUCCAAGCUUGUAGUUGGAUGGUGCACACACUGUGUGGAUCUCACCUAGCACGAAUCAAUCACCGAAGAAAUUUCUAUUGUUUGAUUUGGACGUGUGCUGAUGGUGGACCUGGAUGUUGACGUUUUCCUGAACAUCUGUGGCCUGGACUGUUCCUGGUGGAGACGUUUCAAUUGCAGAUUGGGACUUUUAUUUGGUCCUUAAGUCCUUGUCAUGACUCAUGAUUAGUGUGACAAAGAAUAUGGGUGAUCUCAGGACUGAGGACGUGUGUGGUUGUGCAGCCACUGUGGAAUCACAAUAUGCCCCUCUAAGAAACAAUGUUUUUGUUUCUUUUUUAUAUCAACCUGCUGGCAUCACAAGACUGUGGUGCUGCAUUCUGUUAGCUUAUAAUGUGCAUCAAGGAAAUCUGAGAGGGACUUUGGUUCGUUUUCUGAAGGCUAGAGAAUGGAGUGUCCCGAAAGCUCAUAAAAUGCUAAUGGAUUGCUUAAACUGGAGAGUACAGAAUGAGAUUGACAGCGUGUUAGCUAAACCCAUUCUGCCAUCUGAUUUAUAUAGAGCCAUUCGGGACACACUACUUGUUGGAUUGACAGGGUACUCCAAGCAGGGACAACCUAUUUAUGCAUUUGGUGUGGGUCUUAGUACUUUUGACAAGGCCUCAGUAAACUAUUAUGUGCAGUCACACAUACAGAUGAAUGAAUAUCGAGAUCGUGUUGUCCUGCCGGCUGCAUCAAAGAAGUUCGGGAGACAGAUCAAUACCUGCUUGAAGGUUAUGGAUAUGACUGGCCUGAAGCUGUCUGCACUGAGCCAAAUAAAGAUGUUGACCAUGAUUACAACUGUUGAUGACCUUAAUUAUCCUGAGAAAACUGAGACUUAUUACAUUGUGAAUGCUCCAUAUGUUUUCUCAGCAUGUUGGAAGGUUGUGAAGCCACUUUUACAAGAAAGAACUAAAAAGAAGAUCCAAGUCCUGUAUGCCUCUGGGAGGGACGAGUUACUGAAGGUUAUGGACUCCGAGUCACUUCCGCACUUUUGCAAAAGAGAAGGAUCAGGCUCAUCCAGGGACUCUUUAGAUGGAGUAGAUUGCUACUCGUACGAUCACCCUUUUCACCAGCAGCUGUACAACUACAUGAAGCAGCAAUCUCUGAACCAGUACUCUGCUGGUCCCAGAAAACAAGGCUCAGUCCAUGUGGAUGUGCCUUCACCUGGCCUCGAGGAGGUCAAGAUUGCGGAGACAAUUAAAGCAGAGCUCCAAAAUUUGAGGGGAAGCAACGGUCUCACUCAUUCAUUCAACAGCAUACAGAUCGAGGGUCCAUGAGGGCGCCAAGCUUGAGAAGGGGCCGCGCCUGAGACAGUGGUCCAAAGAGAAGCUCUGGUUAUCUUGUCCCCAGGAACCUAUGCUGUGGUGGUAAUAGUGCCUCUUGCUUGCAAUUAUUGGCUGCUGGCUUGAUCAGGGCGAAUACAGAGCGUAGUAGAGAACGGGAUUCUAAUAACUGUAUCCAAGAUUGUUAUGGUUUUCUAAUUAACCUAGUGACUAGACUAGUGAGUAUGUAUUCUCAUGCUUACGGCAUGGAAAUGUGAUGUUUCCAACAAGGAAAGCUAUUGGCUUGUACUAUCUGUGUAUGCAUGUAUAUGUAAGGAGACUUGCUAUAUAUGACGGCCAACUGGAUGGAGUUGUAUAUGUAAGGAGACUUGUACUCCCUUCUAAUCACUUAGGCACCGUUAGGUUCCCAGGGAAUGAUGCCCCGGAACCAUUUCUAUAAGAAAUCGUUGUGUAAUUUA